UUUUUUUUUAUAUCAAUAUUUAUCUUAGAAUGAAGAGCGAAGAACACGAUAAUAAUAUGCAGUUAUUACGAUUAAAUGAUAGAGAAAUAAAACGGAAAAAGAAAAGGGAAUUAAUGGCAUCAAGAACGAUAAGUUACAUAAACAAUAAACUUCAAAUACAGAAUAAAUAUACGUCGUUGAUUUCUUUGAUUGAUACUAUUUAUCCUCCUUCACUAUGUCCUUUAUGUGAUACAGUAUUUACAUCUAAAACAGCAUCAAAUAAUCAUUUCUCUGAAAAACAUAAAAGAAAGUUACGCUAUUUAUGCAUACAUCCUCACUGCGACCAAAGGUUUUUAUCUCGAGGCGCUUUACAUUUCCACAUUCAACAUUCACACUUGGUUUUCGAUUCAGAGAAUCCGUUACCCGAUCCCCCUUUCAUUCAAUAUUCCUUAUCUGACUCUCACUCAAAUAAUAGUAAUAAUAAUAAUAA
Cokeromyces recurvatus is the source of this 469-nucleotide messenger RNA. RefSeq lists its product as uncharacterized. The annotation marks the transcript as partial. The record is from RefSeq and is a predicted model, not a curated record. The transcript has a single exon. Lineage: Eukaryota; Fungi; Mucoromycota; Mucoromycetes; Mucorales; Mucoraceae.